This is a messenger RNA of Caenorhabditis angaria, 1467 nucleotides long. Lineage: Eukaryota; Metazoa; Nematoda; Chromadorea; Rhabditida; Rhabditidae. The record is from the annotation of a GenBank genome assembly.
AUGACUUUGAAGUUUUCCGUUGAAAGAUUGGUUGAAAAUCGAUCACAACAAGAAGAGGAAGAAAAUGGGGAAAAUGUGAGAAAAAAUGAAGUGCAACAGAAAAAUGUGAGUUUUAAAUUGAUUUUUCAAUUAGCCUGUGCUUUUUUCAGAAAUUAACAAUAAAUGAUAUUGAAGAGGAUGGAAUUGACGAGGAAGAAGAAGAAGAAAUCAGUGAAAAAAUAACAAAUGAUGAACCACUUGCUCAAACCCUUUCAUAUUUUGAUGUUCUUUUGCCACAUGUUCAAAUGGCUUGUUCGAAUCCUUUUAUAACUGCUGGAAUAACUGGGAAUAAUUCAAACAAUGGAAAUGAUUCUGGAACACAAUUAUGGUCACAACAAUGGCUCGAAUUGUUACAAUCUUCAACUGCUGCACAGUUUGGUGAGCUAAUUAUUUUUCUGGUUCAUUUUCAAUUCCGAAACUAAUGAGAUGAUAUUUUCAGGUGAUGUUACUGCCGGGUUAUUUUUGCAACCACUUCGAAAAAAUAAAAGAAUAAGAACUGCAUUUAGUGCGGCACAAUUGAUUCAAUUGGAAAAAGCAUUUGAGGGAAAUCAUUAUGUGGUUGGAAAUGAAAGAAAACAAUUGGCAGCAAGACUUUCUCUAACUGAAACACAGGUUGGUUAAAAAAUAUGAAAUGGUUUUGUCAUUUGAAAAAAUACAUACUUUUUCCGAACAGAGUCAGAGAACUACAGUAAUCAAAUUUCUUAAGAAUCCUUUGUUUAAAACUCAGCUUCCCCAAUAUUGCCUAUAUUACCCCAAUGUUUCGAAAAUUGCGUAUUUGAAAAACAUUUUUUUGGAAUUACUUUUGAGAAGUUCAAAAUCAUCCUUGGUAAAUUUACUUGGAAGAGUAUCAAAAAAUGUAGAGAAUUGAACACUUUAUACGGUUUUUAUCUUCCAAAUAGUUACAAUUCCACACCUUCUUCGAUUGCUCAUCAAAACAAAAAGUUGUCAAUAUUUUUCACGCUUUCAUUGAAAUAAUGUUUUAAUUAAACAUCGAAUAGAGCAACAUAUACAUCUUGAUGGAUAGAUACAUAAAUAUUAAUUAUUUGUAUACAUUUGUAGACAAAUACGGUCAAUUGAGACAACCGAACUGUGCUAAUCCUUGUUGUAAGUUUGAGCUUUUGGUUGGUGUCGAGUCGAGUGCUAUUAUUUGAUGCCUCUCUUUUACUUUUUAUUUAUUGACAUUUAUUUAUACAAUAGUCAUUGAGAUAUAAAAAAAGAAAAUGAGGAAUGUUUUAAAAUAUACUAAUUGUUAUUAACGGAUAUUAAUUAUACUAUUUAAUAAGUAUAUAAAUUGGGUUGCUUUUUCAGGUAAAAGUUUGGUUCCAAAAUCGACGAACAAAACACAAACGAGUAAAUAUGGAAAGUUCUGAUGCAAAUACAACUAUUUCAAAUGACGACGAUGAAGAUGAUGAAACUUCAACAAUCUAA